UGCUUUCGUCUUCGGUCUCCUCCUCCUCUCCGACGUUUCCUGGUUGGACACCUACUGGGGCGCGUGCAAAAAUGCUUGUUCUCUACGAGACCUCUCUGGGCUACUGUCUGUUCAAGCUCACGGACGAUGCGAAGCUUGAGAGCGACGACCUCUGGGAGGAGUUCGAGACUCCGGAGAAGGCGAGCAAACUUCUGAAGCUCAAGGCCAUUCACCGGUUUACCUCGACCGCUGAUGCGGUAGAGGAGAUCACUGCUCUCCAGGAGCACAAGGUCACCAAGGGCCUGAAGAAGUUCCUCUCUGAGGAGAUUUCUGGCAAGGGGAAGGGGAAGGAGACGUUGGCCGUUUUCGAGAAGGAGUUCGGCAGGGCUCUCAAGGAGAAACUUAACAUCAAGGUCGUCUCCCCCAAAAUGACGGAGCUGUUCCACGGGAUCCGCUCCCAGCUCACCACCCUCCUGGACGGCCUCGACCCGAAGGACCUUGCCACCAUGAACCUGGGUCUGAGCCAUUCAUUAUCCCGCUUCAAGUUGAAGUUCUCUCCGGAUAAGGUGGACACGAUGAUCGUUCAGGCCGUCGCUCUUCUCGAUGACCUCGACAAGGAGAUCAACAUUUACGCCAUGCGCGUCAAGGAAUGGUACGGCUGGCAUUUUCCCGAGAUGGCGAAAAUCAUCGUCGACAACAUCGCGUACGCGAAAGUCAUCAAGCACAUGAGCUUCCGGACAAAUGCUGCCGCCAGCGACUUCGCCGCCAUCCUCCCCGAGGACCUGGAGGCGACCCUGAAGGCGGCCGCCGUCAUCUCUAUGGGUACCGACGUUUCCGAAUCCGACAUGGCGCACAUCCUUUCCCUGUGCGACCAGGUCAUCGCCAUCUCCUCCUACCGCACCCAGCUUGCGGAGUACCUGCGCAACCGCAUGAACGCGAUCGCGCCCAACCUGACCGCGCUCGUCGGUGACCUCGUCGGCGCGCGGCUCAUCAGCCACGCCGGCAGCUUGCUCAGCUUGGCGAAGCACCCAGCAAGUACUAUCCAGAUUCUUGGUGCCGAGAAGGCGCUGUUCCGUGCGCUGAAGACGAAGCACGACACACCGAAGUACGGUCUCAUCUACCAUGCAUCGCUUAUUGGCCAAGCACCACCAAAGCUCAAGGGCAAGAUGGCGCGUAUGGUCGCAACCAAGGCUGCGCUGUCGAUCCGUGUCGACGCCCUGACCGACGUCGACGAGAAGUCGGAGCCCCAGGCGCCGUCAAUAGGCAUCGAGAACCGCGCGAAGCUCGAGGCGCGGCUGCACGCGCUCGAGCAGCAGGGCGACGGCUCCGCGGUGCGCUCCGCGUUCGCGGGCAAGAAGCAGGCGCGCUUCCAGAUGACGGGCGAGACGAAGACGUACAACACCGCGGCGGACGCGGUCGACCUCGUGCCCACGCAGCGCGAGCCGAUGGAGGCCGCCGUGCAGGCCGUGCUGGACGUCAAGGCGGAGAAGAAGCGCGCGAAGGAGGAGCGCCGGGCGAAGAAACGCGCGGAGAAGGGCGGCGCGAGCAGCGACGUGGAGAUGGACGUCGACGGCCAGGAGGACAAGAAGGAGGACAAGAAGAAGCGGAAGCGGAGAGAGAGCGAGGCGAACGGGGACGCGGAGAAGCCCGCAGGGGAGACCGAGGAGGAGCGCAAGGCACGGAAAAAGGCCCGCAAGGCGGAGAAGGCGGCCGCUGCGGGCUCGGGCGCGGACGAGGCGGUCGACGACGGCUCGAAGAAGAAGAAAAAGAGAAAGUCAGAGGCAUAGCCGUGUGUGCUUACCUACUUACCCCCUUGUCGUCCCGCCUGCUCUGUCCUGUUGAUUUCGCUGCAUAUAGUACUGUAUUGUCACACAUUAGCUGCAUUGUGCCACAAAAUGCCAAGCUCCAUGUUGUUUU
Molecule: messenger RNA, 1896 nt
Organism: Trametes versicolor FP-101664 SS1
Lineage: Eukaryota; Fungi; Basidiomycota; Agaricomycetes; Polyporales; Polyporaceae
Product: Nop-domain-containing protein
Exons: 9
Coding region: 72-1766 (564 amino acids)
Cellular component (GO): box C/D methylation guide snoRNP complex; small-subunit processome
Molecular function (GO): snoRNA binding
Source: RefSeq, a predicted model, not a curated record